UAAAAUAGUUUGAGUGUACAUGAUACACGGUAACAUCUGGAUGGCUCCGCCCCAGACUCACAAUGUAACAUCACUUCCUGUGAUGCUAGGAGGCAAGUUAGGACAUCAGACAUUUUCGAAUGUGAUCUCAUUGACAAGCCACUUAUUGACCACUUGACCAACAGUGCAGCUGUUAAAACAAGGGCUAAUGUUGAAAACACUGGACGAGCCAAUAAAAGUUGAGCAUUUGUAACAGGAAGAUGCCCCGAGGUGGCCACUAAUAACAACAUCAGUGACAUAAGACCAACACACCAAUGACAUUUCUGCCAAUACCUUUCACAUCAGAGCAAGUUCACUUCCGAAACAUGCAUCCAAAUGUUUUUCCUAUUUCUAAAAAGCACACAGUUACCCAAGCCCACAGUGCAUGCAGAUUUCAGGGAGAAGUGAGAUUUUUGGCAAGGUGGAGAUGAUAUCCUUCUGGCUGAUUUUCCUAAAGCUCACGGUAUGUACUAGGACAUGUUGGUACCUCGAUCUUCCUUCCUCUGUCUUCAAUGCAAAUUGUUAUUGUCACUGAAUAAUUUAUGUAAUACAGAUUGUCAUGACACAAGAGCCGAGAUGGAGAGUGUGUGAGCCUGUGGACGUUUUCUCACCAGCGGAGAUGUUCUGCCAGCUAAAGGGGUUAGUGGGGAGGGUGUGUUGCCAUGGCAGUCAACACUUUACCGCCUGUCAUUUUCAUGAGGCUUUGUGCCUUUUGUCUAGUUUGAUUGGGGUGAAAUGGGCAGGCACUGAAGUGGAUGGUAAUUUCACAUAAUUCUGAUUUUAGUGGUUGCAUUAGCAUGCCGGUCAAGUUUUGAAUGAUUGUAGAGACUUUCCUCCAGUGGUCGAAUACAAAACAGACAUCAGGGAAUAACAAACUGGUGGAUGAAAGAAGUAUUUCAAGCCAAAGCAAUGUAAACAACUUGCCUAUUUGUGAAUUUCUAGCACUGUAGUAUGUACUAUUUACACAUUAUAUUGAUAUCAUGUGAUGUUAAGUGGAAGUGUGUAAUUGUGGUUUUGAUGUAUUGAACAAAUAGAUCUGAAUUUCUAAUCUAUGUGGCAGCUGGUUUCUUCUGUCAGAAAGAGUUUGAGCAUUUGAUCAUUUUUGCACUUGGCAGAUGGUAACAAUGAGAUCAGACAAAUCCAUGUAAACCAAUAGUGCUGGCAUGAAGAGAAAGAAAAAAGUGUGUCAUUUCUCAUACAUACAAAAUAUGCCUUACAGUAUAAAUGUGCAUGCAGAAGUAUGAAAAAAAUGCAGGUAAUGAUUAUUGUAAGCCCCAAAAUUAAAAGUAUGUCCUGGUCUAACCUAGAAGCAAUGCUGUUUAUCUGCCAGGACAAAAGUUUGGCAUGCAUGAUGAAGAGAGCCAGUUCUGCAGUCUUACAUAAUAGAUCUGUUUAGUUCUGCCCACUGUCUGCCGACUAUAACCCACUUUUUUUAAAUGAUUCAUUGCAAUAGCAAACAAUCACUUGUACUUUCCUCUAAAACACUGGAAUGAUCCCAUAAUCAUCUUGCACUAGCAACACCAAGAUCAUGGGAUAGAUUCUCUGUGAACACUCAAACUCAUAAAAUGUAUACCUUAAAUGCACCGUUAGGGUAAAAGUAUGCCAAAUACAAAUUGGCAUGUGAAGUGCUUACUAUUUGAAUUUUAUAUGCCUGCUUAUGCAAGUGAAAAAUAAUUCACACUGGAAAAUGCAUGUUAAACAGAGAUGUUAAAAGGUGUGAUCUGGCAGAGUCAGUUCAAAAGGGAGCUACGAUUGAGGUUGAGGAGGUGGAUAGGCUGGAAGAGAUUCCAGGUUACUCUAAGAAUCCAGAACAUAAAGAACUGGAGGCCCUAUUUGAGCCCGUAACCAUGGAGACCAGUGAACACUCUGGCACAGAAAACAUAAUUGACUGUGAAGUCCUGGAGACUGAGUUACCUGAGAACAAGGACACAAGCAGCAAAGACGAACAACUCUGCAACGAUGCUGACGUAUUAGACUGCAUAAGUACAAAAGUAAUGGUUGAAAUUCUAGCAGGCCUACCUCCCACAGAGACCAAGGAGGAUGAACUCGAAGACGUUCACGGUCCAAAAGAGGCACUUGUCUUGGAAGACACUCGAGAAGAACUUUAUCGCAACGAGUCAAUUACCUCUUCGAUCUCUGACACUCCGUCAAGUGCUGAGAGCGUAUAUGAGAAUGACGUUGUACAUAAGAGGCAAGAUUCGCAGAGGCAGGAACCAUUAGAGAACACUGUACCUCAAACAGAAGUCACUGAUGAUGGAGAUACAUUAGACCCUUUAGGUACAGACUCAGAAGAACCCAUCUUGGAAGGUUUUGAAUGUGAUGGUUCAGAAGAAACCAUCCUGGAGCAUUACAUCCGAGAGGACGUCCUGUCAGACGUCUCCACAGAGUCCUGUCACGACCCAGAAGAUCUGGAUGAAUGUCUUCAUGUUGAAAUUGCUGCGGUGUCAUCUGACAGUGACACUGAUGAGAAGUGGAGGAACAUCUUCUCUUCCUCGAUUAAUAGGGAAGAUGAUGAUUCCUACAUUGACAGCCUUGAGCUGAGCGCACAGGAACUCUUUAUUCAAAAACCUGAAGUUCAAAAUACUUUUGAAGAUUUAAAGGGAACCGAAGAGCCUGAGCCCCCUGUUGGAGAAGUGCUAGAACAACCAGAGACUGGGCCAACUCUGCAACCGCAAGAGAUAUCUUACAAUUCUUCCACACUGUUCCAUGGCUUGUCCAAGAUUUCUGAAGAUGAUGAGGAGCUUGGACGAGUCUCAGCAACCCACAAAUGCAAUUCAUUUGAUUCUGUCAAAUCUGAUUCCAGCAAAAAGGUGCCGAAAGAUUAUUGUGUGAUCCAGGAAAUGAAGAGUGAGAAUGUCAGUACAGAACAUGUGGAUUUCAAACUUGCUCGCCAACAGUGGCUAGAGAUAGAAGAGCAAACGAAAAACUUGAUCCCCCACCCGAACACACCAACAGCAAGAUCUGGGACCUGCCAAGGCAGUCACAGUUUCAUGUACACACCUGUCCGUAACAUUGACAGGCCAAAGAGGGACCUUGAAAGUUUAACACUUGUAGAGGACUAUGCGCACACCCAGUUUAGCCCUUGUUCUGAGGAUUCUGGUCUUGAUGACUCCAGUUACAGAUCACAAUGUGACGACCCAGAGACCCCAAUUGAGAAGGAGAUUCGACAAACAGUGGAACGUGAGGAAAACCUGAGACGCGAGAGGGGGAUGACAAAAUUGUACUCUAGUGACUGUGUACAGAUGAAGACCAGAUCCAUCAAUUUAAACCAAGGGAAACUAUGCCAGGACGUCAAUGAGAAACAGAUGUUUGAACACCAGGAUGACAAUGGAAGGAUACCCAAAUCUCCCAGCAACAUGACACCUUCUUUCAUCAUUACAUCCUCACCAACCAAGGGCUCUCAACAACAAGACUUGUCAGCCAACAGCAUUAUCAUCCUCGAACCAGAACCCUUCCCUCAAAGUCCACGGCAUGGUAAGAUGUUGUCCUCCAAGUCUGCUGACUGGAGAUCAGAAGAUGCCCCUAAUCUCAUCAUUCUGGAGACAUCGAACCUUAUCAUUCGCAGUGCAUCAGAGUUCAACCUGAAUUCUGUCUCAGAGGAAACCCAAGAUAAAAUGUUCCUCAACAACCCAUUUUUUAAGCUGAAGUCCAGGAGUACAAUAUCUCUCGUCGAUGAGGAGAUAAAAAUGGUAAAGCAGCGAGAAGAGGAACUAAAACGGCAAAGAGCCAGUAUUUACUCAAAGGAUAAUUUCCUGAUAUUUCCAAAUUGCCUGGACGGCUCACUGUUUAACCAUUCAGAUGAUCUGCCAAUUAAAUGUAAAUCAUCCCCUUCAUCUCCAAUGAAAACAUGCAGAAUGGAUCGGUCAGCUCUGUCAUGUGAUCAUCGAUUUCCUGAGCCCUAUUCUGGAGGCCGACGCAAAAGUGCCAUGGCUGUGCGUUGGGAGGCAGGGGAGUUUGCGAACAGUGAGUGAAAAACAGAAAUUACAUUAAUCGUUAAUCUGCAGCCAUUCUUCGUAAAAGAAUUAUCAAUGCUCAAACUCAUGUUUGUCUAUUGUGACAGCGUAAACACUUGCUACUGCUGCUUGUGUAACUUUGUUAUUUAUCCAGAAAAAAAGAAAUGUGUAAGCCAAGAUGCCUGAAUGUUAUUUGAAUGUACCGUUUAAUCCAUUUUUGUGAUUCUUCUUUAAUGAGGUACUUAUAAACCAUAUUUUUAGUGUUUUGUCUACAAAGGCAAGGAGAAUAUGUACUGUAUAUUCAUAAUGUAUUUUCUUGUAAGGCAAUGUUUGUAUAUCUCUGAAAUAUAUAUAUAUAAUAAUAUGAAACAGCAUUACAGUGUUUUAGGAUAACAACGAAGUGAAAAUGUAUACAAAAUGGAUGUAUUUUGUUAAAUAUCACAAAAAACAAUCUAUUUAGUCAAGGAACAUAAUUGAAAGUUUUCUUUAAAGAAUUAUUCUUUAUGUGGCCAUGAUUGCAAAUGUCUAAAUGGAGGGCACUUUCUGAAAGUCCAGUUCUUAAUUCAACAAUUAUGAUCAUCUAAUAUUUCAUAACUUGUUACUUAUAACCUGUUGCUUUGCAAUUUGUUGUCCUCAAAAAAGAAUGUACAUUUAUGUCAAACGCCAUGCUUAUAAAAGUAUUGCUUGAUAACCUUUGCAUCCAUGUGCGUCAGUCUCAAGACAAUAUUUGCUUUUCCUACCAUUUGAAAAAAAAUAUGUUAAAAAGAGAAAUGCAGAAAUAAAUGUCAAUUAAAAAGGCAAAAAGAGAAACAG
Xyrauchen texanus (razorback sucker) is the source of this 4784-nucleotide messenger RNA. RefSeq names its product palmdelphin-like. Gene Ontology annotation, biological process: regulation of cell shape. Gene Ontology annotation, cellular component: membrane; cytoplasm. The record is from RefSeq and is a predicted model, not a curated record. The transcript has 4 exons. NCBI's taxonomy places the organism in Eukaryota, Metazoa, Chordata, Actinopteri, Cypriniformes, Catostomidae. The coding region runs from base 1710 to 3989 and encodes 759 amino acids.